This is a messenger RNA of Notolabrus celidotus (New Zealand spotty), 3287 nucleotides long. It is a transcript of the gene zmynd19, whose product is annotated as zinc finger, MYND-type containing 19. NCBI's taxonomy places the organism in Eukaryota, Metazoa, Chordata, Actinopteri, Labriformes, Labridae. Bases 294 to 977 code for a protein of 227 amino acids. The record is from RefSeq and is a predicted model, not a curated record. The transcript has 6 exons.
GGACGGUCUGACGUGAUAAAGACACAACGUUAAAUCAGAUUGGACGAUGUGAUUAGUGACUUGUCCCUGCCCACCCCGCCCCCAACAGCCUGGUCGGUUUUCCUACGCCAGCAGCGGUGUGUCACCGAGGCUGGGCUGCUGCUGGAGAGACCCGGAGCCAGGGCAAACCUCAACCAGUCUACCCACACUGGCAUCGCAGCGGGGCUGAGGGGCUGCCCCUGCGAGUGUUAAAACUGACCACCGUUUCGGUUGGAUCUUACGCCUCUUGUCUGUCAUCACUGCCCGUCCUCCUGAUGUCGGAUUUCAAGCUCGGGAUCGUACGGCUCGGCCGUGUGGCCGGGAAGACAAAGUACACAUUGAUCGAUGAGCAGGACAUACCUCUGGUGGAAAACUAUGCGUUUGAGGCGCGCAUGGAGGUCGAUGCAGAUGGAAAUGGAGCAAAGAUCUUUGCCUACGCUUUCGACAUCGGCAAAGGCCGCUGGGCAGGAAGGCCAUUGCAUGAGCUUCUUUGGGAGAAGCACAGAGGAGGUAUUGCCCCCAGUUUUCAAGUCAUCCACAUAAACUCUGUGACCGUGGACAACAGGCUAGACAACCUGCGGCUGGUGCCUGUAGGCUGGAGUCCCAAACCGGAGGAGAUCUCCAGCAAGCAGAGAGAACAGUCUCUUUACUGGCUGGCCAUCCAGCAGGUACCUGCAGACCCUGUGGAGGAGCAGUAUCUGGAGCUGAGCCGCACACGCUACUACAACGCUAACGGGGAGCUGGUGGAGGAAGAGGAGUGCUCCUGCACUUACUACGAGUGUCAUUAUCCUCCGUGUUCACUCAUCGAGAGGAGGCUCCGGGAGUUCAACAUCUGCGGUCGCUGCCAAGUGGCACGUUACUGCGGCUCCCAGUGCCAGCAGAGGGACUGGCCCGCCCACAAGAAGCAGUGUCGUGAGCGCAAGCGGGUGCUGGCCCUGGAGUCGGAGCCCGAACGAUGAUCUGCCAUCAUCCUCGCCCAGGAGAGAGGAGGGAGAACGGAAGGGGGAAGCUGGGUUAGACUUGUGGGAGGGGAGCGGGGAUGAAGUGCAAAUUUUGGAAAAAUGCUGACAAGAGACUAACGACAGAGGACAAUGUUGGUUGCUUGAUGGACUAUGGUGGUUAAUAGAUGGAGGAUAUGGAAUCAAAAAGACAUCCGCCACUUCCCAGAACUGGUAUUUCUCCAUAGCUUGCUUUUCAUGUGGAUGACGCGGAAAGUUUUGUUUAUCUUUAUUUUUCUCGAGGAGGGAGACCCUCGAGCUCUACUUGCUGCUAUGGUUUUGUAGGUGAGGGGGGAAAAAGUUGUCUUGUUGAUGAACUGAACAAGCUACUUUGGACCACAACACGGACAGUCGUCGUCAUCCACUUUCGUUCCUCCACCCAGCCGCUGGGUGCGGUGACAUCUGUGCAAAAAGGGGGAGGGGGGAGGGAGACCCCAGGGGCUGCAGUACCCGUCGUUCAGCUGGUACAAUGGGACAUGGACCUUUUCACUGUAUCGCUCCCUUUCUGACCUCUCUGCUGCACAUGGCUGCUGUCUUCAUGGUCAUCGACUCCUUAGCCGCCUCCAUGCCUGUCUGUCUGUCUAUCUGUCUGUCAGUCUUACCCCACUAACCCGGCGCCCCACCCCUGCACCGCCAACCACAACACACAUCAGAGUUCACUGAUUGAAUCACACUAACAGUAUUGAGUGUGGGCGUGUGUGUGUGUGUGUGUGUGUGAAUGCUUAUGUAUGUAUGUACGUGUAUGUGUUGCCAAGAUGUACUGAAGGACAUUGACAUGGUGAACAAGGUUUUUUUUCAGGGUUAUUGUAUGUGACUUAUUUUCUUAAAGGGGGCCAUAUGUCACCGUUUUAAAUUUCAUAUUUAAUCAGAAAUUACCAAGUUAAAAUAUUUUUGUCCUAUAAUAAAGUAGCUGCCAAAUAAAGGCUGUAUUUUCUUUUCUGGAAGUCUUGACACAAUGGCAAAAAUAUUUUUGUUUGAUCUCCUCCAUAAAUUUGAUUAGAUUUUUGUUGUUGAUAAGGUUCAAGGUUGAGAUGACUUCUAGUAACUGGAUGUUUGACAUUUAAAAGCAAACUGAAUUUCCCAAAUUCUCCAGUUAUGUGCAAUAUCUGUUCCUGGUGUCACUGGUACUGAAACAGGCACAUUUUUUCACAAUUAACCCCCGAAACAAAGCUUGUGAUGCUGGCAAAAGUGAUUAUGUCAGUAUCUCCCACACAUCUCCUACUUCAACCUGCAGUCUGGCACUACUGUAUCAGCUGGCUUCCAUCCCUCCAGUCAGUCUUUCAUUUGCUAGUUUUUAACAGACACCUGUCUUUCAUCUUUAUUCACAUCUGCGGGGUUAUGAUAUGAGUGUGUUGGGGUAGAUUGUUCUCAUUUUCUGUGUAAGAAUUUGCUCUAAGGUUUUUUUUUUCAAAGAAAAUCCAUCAACGGAGCUAUAUUUAUUUAAAAUGUUUGAUUGUGAUUUUCUUUUGUCCUGGUGAUAUUUGAAGGCAAGCAUUAUAAAAAGUGGACAAUGUGGGACCUUUUUAUGUCACAUCUAGGGCAGGGGAGAGGGGGAAUGAUUACUUCCACCUCUUAACGUUUCGUUGCCCAUAUUUCUUUUCUAUCUUGAUCCCGAAAUGCAUAAGUCAGUCCUCCUCGGUGUUGCCCUUCCAGAUUUUUCCAUGAAAUCACUGCACACCAUCUGUGUCAUUUAAAAAAAAAUCUUCCAUGUGAGAGACGUCUGGGAGUGUAAAACUUGAAUUCCCCUCCUUUACACACCUUUUAUUUGUGAUUAUUUCUUUUCUGGAGUGGUUUUACAAACUGAACCAUUUCCUGUGAAAAACAUGUCCUUUGUCCUCCUCCUAAAUCGCCUGCCUUCCUUGUAUUACCUGCAGCGCACACCUGCUUAAUGUGUCCUCUCAUGUCUUAGAUGAGGUGUCCAGACACUUAGUAAGCAUGUGAUCCACAGACGUACAUGCGACUCGUUGAUUGUUCAUUUUGUAUGUGUGUGUGAACAGGUUUUCAACACUGCACUAAAAAUUUGGCUCCCCGUGUUGGCGUAUUUGUCAUAGAUGGGUCGAAGGGAGGGGGUGUGAUUUGCAAUUUGGAGUGUACAGGUUAUGUCAGAAAUCUUUUUGUUUUGUAAGAAUAUAAACAUUAAUCACAUUAGAAAUAAAGAGCUACAAUAUGUGAAUGGAAGGACAGUUGGGGAUAACUGACAGUUGCUUUUCCAAUGUUAAAUGAUAAUAAAUAAAAUGAACCUCAUUUGUCGAGUGACGGUGGUACAUGUUA